Colletotrichum scovillei is the source of this 1429-nucleotide messenger RNA. RefSeq lists its product as uncharacterized. Lineage: Eukaryota; Fungi; Ascomycota; Sordariomycetes; Glomerellales; Glomerellaceae. The coding region runs from base 551 to 1429 and encodes 292 amino acids. The transcript is spliced from 2 exons. The record is from RefSeq and is a predicted model, not a curated record.
ACAGCUUGGCUAGACCGAUAUCGCUCGUCAACCUAAGUCAAGCCACAACGAGACAUUGUCUGAAUCACACUAUCACUCAAACCCUCACUCGCGUCAAGAAGCUGCAGUAACGAGACUCCAGCUCACCAACGAUCCAAGAACUCUGGAGGUUGACUUAAAGACAUGCUCUUUCUUAGUAUGCACAAUGCCAACACCAAUUUCGGCAAUCUAUCCGUGCCAAAACCCACAUCGUCCCCGAACUUCACCAAACAAACGUGAUUUUCGGCAGCCCAGUCCGCUCCCGAUUACGCGGCGGUGGGUUCUCUCAAGAAUGGACGCUUACCCGAGACGUAAUAGUGGUGCAAACCGCCCUGCAACGACAUGCUUAGAUGCGAUAACGCAAUCCCAACCCCAGACAAGGUCUGCGGGAUGAGCCCAUGAAAUUUUCAGCUGUUGUUUUCUCAAAUACUGGGCUGACUCCUGGCUCCUGACUGAGUCAUCUCCCUGUCGAGCCUCGAAUUCACCCUUCACGCCUUCACUCAACGUUCGUAAAGCCAUCAAAGCAGCCGACAUGAGCGCGCAAAGUGGUCUGCAAGUCGCAGACUCGUCCGACACCGAUGCCGGAAAUGAACAACCAAGGAAUGAAGCUCAGCGGCGCAGCUUCGGUGACUGGCUCCGUGAUGAUGUCAACAUCCGCUAUACCGAUAUCCCAGUCCUCGCUUGCUGUCUGGUGUCCGGCUUGUGCGACAGUGUAGCAGUGAAUGCAGCUGGUGUCUUCGUCAGUAUGCAAACAGGAAACACCAUCUUCAUGGCUCUUGGCGCCUCGAAGCUUCCGGCUGGCGAGCCUCUCCUCUGGCUCAAGUCCCUCAGCUCCAUCGCCGCGUUCUGGCUUGGGUGCUUCUUCUUCUCCAAAUCGAGACACAUCCAUCCCAAGCGCAGAAGCACUCUCGCCCUAUCGUUCCUUCUUCAGUCGUCUCUCGUCUUCCUCGCCGCCGCCUUUGCUCAGACACGUCUCAUCGCCGACUUUGGAAAAGCCUCGGUGCAAGGCUCCGACUCGAAUCACGAAUUCAAGACCUCUGAAAACCCUCUUGUGAUGGUACCCCUUGCGCUUCUGGCCUUCCAGUUUGGCGGACAGAUUGUGACGAGCAGGAUUCUGGGAUACAACGAAGUUCCUACCAACGUCCUGACCAGCGUCUACUGUGAUCUCCUCUCCGACCCCAAGCUCUUCGCACCCCUGAAGGAAAACCCCAAGAGGAACAGGAGGUUCUUGGCUGUUGUUUUGCUUGUUCUUGGAGGUAUCAUUGGUGGCUGGUUGCAGAGAAGUCGGGCUGGCAUGCCUGGAGCUCUUUGGAUUUCUGGGGGAGUCAAGUUCAUCAUUGCCGUCGCCUGGAUGGGCUGGGCCAGCAAUGAGCCGGUUGAGAGCAAGCUGGAGAAGGGCGUCAAGUCAUAA